AUGCCUCCGGCGACACAGCCGUCAGACCAGCCGCCUUUGCCUCCUCCUGCACAGCCUCCAACUGAGAGUCGGAAUCUUGAGGAGUCCGAGGAAAAGUGCCUUGUUGCAGAACUCAAGAGUCUGCGGCAACAGCGAGACGACGCACAAGCUGCAGAGAAGGCGGCACAGAACAAUGCAGAGCAACUGGAGAGGGAAGCUGCAAAGGCUGCAGAGGCCGCCGCCCGGGAAGAGGGAGAGCGAAGACGCACGGAAAGUGAAAAGGCGAAAGAGUUUGCAAAGAGGGUAGAGGAACAGCAAAAACGGCGCGAAGCCGCCGAAAAUGCCGAGAAGGAUGCGAGGGCUCAGCAAGAGCAGCAACAGGUGGCAGCCGCCAAAGCUGCGGAGCAUGCUGCCGAGGCUGAGGAAAAACGGCAGAAGGAUGUUGCAGAAAAGGCUGCAGAACUUGCCGCUAUCGUUGACGACCUGCGACGAAAGCGCGAAGCUGCGCAGGCUGAGGAGGAAGCUGCAAAGGUGCAGGAGAAGGAAUGGCAGCGACAAGCCGCAGAGGAUGCAAAGUCUGCCGCGAGGGAAGAAAAAGACCGGAAGAAGAGGGAGGCAGCGGAUGCUGCAAAGGCUUCUGCCAAAGUAGACGGCGAGCGAAAGAAGCGGGAAGCUGCAGAGCUUCAAGAGCAUGCUGUGAAGGCUGAGGAGGAGGGAUGGAAGCGGCAAGCUGCAGAGGAUGCGGAGAAGGCUGCGAGAAAGGAGGAAGAUCGAAGAAAGAAGGCAGCGGAAGAAGCCAAGCAGGCAGCCGUGACAAUUGAGGAAUGCCGUAAGCGGCGAGAGGCCGCAGAACAUGCCUUGGCCAAUGCAAGGGAGCAGGAACAGCAAAGCAAGCUCGAAGCCGCAAAGGCAGCCGAACAAGCCGCAAAGUUCAACAAGGAGCAAAAGGAGCGGGAAGCCACUCAGGCUGCGAAGUUCGCUGCAAAGGACAGAGAGCAACGGUUGAAACAGGAAGCUGCAGAUGCUAAGGAGGCUGCUGCAAAGGUGGGCGAAGAGCAAAAGAACCGGCAAGCUGUAGAAGAUCGAUGGGAGUUUGCCAAAAGUGCCCGAGAAGAGCGCAAGGAGGAUGCCGAGCCACCAGAGGAAGCGGUUGACGAUUGCUGCCAAAGGAUCGAAGGAGUCGUGAAAAAGGCUUUGGAGGACGGCUUGGAAGAGCAUUCUAUGAAGGCUCGGAAAGUAGAUCAGGAUAUCGAGGUUUAG
Messenger RNA from Symbiodinium necroappetens, 1239 nucleotides. The record is from the annotation of a GenBank genome assembly. NCBI's taxonomy places the organism in Eukaryota, Dinophyceae, Suessiales, Symbiodiniaceae.